Messenger RNA from Galeopterus variegatus (Sunda flying lemur), 654 nucleotides. RefSeq names its product transmembrane protein 252 (gene TMEM252). NCBI's taxonomy places the organism in Eukaryota, Metazoa, Chordata, Mammalia, Dermoptera, Cynocephalidae. Bases 1 to 654 code for a protein of 217 amino acids. The transcript is spliced from 2 exons. The record is from RefSeq and is a predicted model, not a curated record.
AUGCAGAACAGAACUAGCCUCAUUCUCUGUGCUCUCGCAGUCCUGAUGGGUUUCCUGAUGGUCUGCCUGGGGGCCUUAUUCCUUUCCACAGGCUCAGCAUUCAACUGUCAGGGGAGCCUGAUUGUGUCCUAUUGGCUUCUGCCUCUGGGAUUUGUGAUCCUUCUGAGUGGAAUUUGCUGGAGCACCUACCACCAGGCGAGUGAAAGCAAAAGGAUGUUCAGCCACGUGCUCACACAACACCUUGCUCAUGGGGCCCUGCCCCCGGCCACAGUGGACAGGCCAGACUUUUACCCUCCAGCUUAUGAGGAGAGCCUGGAUGCCGAAAAACAGACCUGUCCUGCGGAGGGAGAGGCCUCUGACAUCCCCCCACCUCUCUAUACGGAGACUGACCUUGAAUUCCAGGAUGAAAAUCACACCCACCCCAAGGCCCCACCAUCGUAUGAGGAGUCCAUCGCCGACCUGGUGGCUGCAGCUGCAUUGGAGGAUGCUGAGAGGCAGAGCCCAGAGUGCCCAAGGCAGGGAAGGCUGACCUGCACACCUGACGUGCCCUCGCAGGAGGCAGCUGCUGGAAACAAAGGCAGAAGAGGGACGGUGGGAGGAAAAGCCAUGCCUGAGACCCUGCCCGAGAACUCGCCAAGGGGAUGCUGUGUGUGA